AUAAUUAAAUAACUUAUUUGCUUAACAAGUUUGCCACAUCCACAAACUUAAGCCAGCAUGAAGGGCUGGUUUGAUGCCUUUCGAGACGAUGGCGGUCCAACGCUUUAUUCAUUCUCCAAUCGCACACCCGUCACUGGUGAUGUCUCCAUUGUGGCGGUCUCUGUGCUAUUUGCCACGUUCUAUGUGGCAUUCUUGGUUAUAUUUCCAGGAGUGAGAAAACAGAAAUUCACAACAUUCUCAACGGUUACAUUGAGUCUUUUUGUGGGCCUAGUCAUACUAAUCACCCGCUUGGGCUCGGCGUGGCAUGUGUCGCAUGCAACGAUCAUUGCACCAUACAAAGCAUUCUCACGCGAAAAGCUGCCGGCCAAAAUCGGCACCCACAUUGGCCUAAUGCAUGUCAAUGUAACACUGACGGCCAUACCGAUUGGCAACUGGACACCGCCAGAUAUUGAUUAUAAUGAACGCUUCACCUGGGAGGGCGCCAGCGAUAUGAGCGCCAACUAUCGCCUGGCCCUGGAGCGUGGCCUCCCAUUUCCCAUACUCACUGUCGCCGAGUACUUCAGUCUGGGUCGCGAGGGCUUCUCCUGGGGCGGACAAUAUCGUGCCGCCGGCUACUUCGCCAGCAUCAUGCUCUGGGCCUCGCUGGCCUCGUGGCUGCUCAUGAAUUUGCUGCUGCUGGCUGUGCCACGCUACGGCGCCUACCUGAAGGCUCUGACCGGCGCAUUGCUCGUGUGCACCGCUGUGGGCUAUCAUUGCCUAUUGCCUCAGCGGCCGCUGAUCAUUUACUUGGAAGGCGGACGUCUAGAGUUUCGCUUUGGCUGGUGCUACUGGCUGGUGCUCGUGGCAGGCAUACUUUGCUUUAUCGCUGGCGUGCUCAUCUCCAUAAUUGAUCUGGUCUGGCCGCAUACGUUUUCUACGGUGCUGGAAGUCUAUUAUGGCACGCCCUAUGAUCGCCAUGUCAUCUUGGAGGAAUCUAGCGAUGUGCGCUAUCGCAAGCCACGCAACAGUCGCGGCCUAGAGGAUCCCCCUGGACUGGGCUCACGCAUUUUGCGACGUCUCAGCUCCAAGGCGCGUGAUAUGCAGGCCACUGGACUACGUCGUGAUAGCCCAGCGGGCGUCUCUAGCGUCUCUGGCGUGGACAACAAAGCCUUUCAGGGCGGUCCGCCAAAGAGUCCUUGGCGACAUCCGUUCCGGCGUGCCCAACAGCUGCCGCCUCAACAUGCACACGCGCUCACGCAUAUGCAACAGCAGCCGCACCAGCAUCAGCACCAGCACCAGCAACAUCAACAUCAUCAUCAGCAGCAGCUGCAAUUUGUGGGCGGUGGUCCGGUGGUGACGCAUCCGCUGCAUCAUAUGCAACGCACAUUGUCGCAGGACUCUGGCUCCAGCAUUGGUUCGGCUGCCAUGCAAAUUUCACCGCUGCAUAAGCACACCUUGGCCAGAAUGUUGCCCAAUCCACCCGUUGAGCGUAUACGCGAUAUGGAUCACUGGUGAUGCCCUCUUGACGUAAAUUUUAACUUUAAUGGACAAACAACAGCAAAACAAAAAAAACCACAACAAAAAAACGCUACAAAACAAUUUGUGAUAAUUUCUUUAAUUUAAUUACAAAACAUGACAAUAUUGCAUUAUAUACCUGACAUUACUUUAAUUCAAACAAAAACAAAAA
Messenger RNA from Drosophila busckii, 1666 nucleotides. It is a transcript of the gene mol, whose product is annotated as dual oxidase maturation factor 1. The record is from RefSeq and is a predicted model, not a curated record. Gene Ontology annotation, biological process: protein transport. NCBI's taxonomy places the organism in Eukaryota, Metazoa, Arthropoda, Insecta, Diptera, Drosophilidae. Gene Ontology annotation, cellular component: endoplasmic reticulum membrane.